AACGCCUCUCUCUGAGCGGGACAGUGUGAUCGUGUCCGGGCGGAGGAGGACAGUGUGAGCGGACGGAGGAGGAGGAGGACGCAGCAGUCAGACCGGAGACACAGCGUUCAUCUGUUAAUCUAGUGGAGUCAGGAUGGAGUCUCACAGACUGAACGGCUCUCCAGACAUCAGGAUACAGAGGAGCUACAUGCAGCAACACAGUCAAGGAGGCAGCCAGGACAACUUGUUUGGAGUGAAGGUGCAGGUUCAGGGGUUUAAAGGUCAACCUUACGUGGUUCUGAACAGUUCUGGUCAGGAGAGUCACAGGGACAUCUCUGUCAUCACUCAUCAGGCGGGGUACAACCCGGGUAUGGUGAGGUCUGUGGAUGAAAGACACUCUCCAGCUGAGACACAGAGGAGUGCAGCCUCCUCUGUGUUUCAUUAUCAGAAACACCCAGAGAUUAUGAGACCUUAUGACCCUGAGAGUAAUAACCUGAACCUAGUCAUUCCUUCAGUCGCCCAACCUGGACGUCUUCCAGAGACAACGCAGACUGCUAACAUGACCAAACCCAGGAUCCCUCUGCCAGCCGAGGGCCCAGAGGGAGACCAGGUUGAGGUGGUCCAGAACAAGGCACCUCCCUCAGGUGGACACAUCCCUGCAAGGUUCCCAAACUUAGUGGACACAGACUCCAUCUUAUCUGUGGGGAAGCUGAUAAGCCAGUUCAACAGCAGCCAGCGAAGGGGAAGGUGUGGCCCAAGAAACAGGCUGGACCCGGAGCAGUGUCGGAGGUCGCGCAGUGUGGACAGCGGUCGAACCUCAGACUCCUCCUUGUCCUCCCCUUCCUCCAGCAGACCCUCGUCUCUGAAGGGCACCAGGGGGGAGACCCCAGGUGGGAUAUAUCCUCCCGGGUCAGCUAGGGCUCGACUCCUUGGCGGAGAGCCCUCUUUGACAAACAAAAGGGAGGAGAGCAAGCCGAGCACACUGCUCAAAGGACUUCAUCCUCAUGCUGCGAAUCUGCUUCACAGGACAGAGAAACCCUCUGUCUCCAGAUCAUGUAGCGACCAGACUGAUGAGUCUGAUGAAAGAGACACACAGGUCACUCCUGAUCUUCUGAAAGGACAGCAAGAGCUCUCAGCAGACCCGACUGCAGAUACAGCAAAACAAAUACUGUUCACGUACCUCAAGGAUGGGACGACUGAUGAUGACUCCACCACUCAGAGGAAAGUCAACCUGCUGCUUGAAAGGAUCAACAAGCUCAAAUGGAGGACUGCAGAGAAUGUGGAGGAGGAGGACAAAGAUAAUGCAUCGGAGGUGAAGCAGUUGCAGGACAAACAGGCAGUGCUGGAGAGAGACGUGUCUGAGUUAAAGCAAAGACUGGAAACUGAGAUGAAGAAUGAAAAGACUCUUGCCAAGGCCUGUGAGAAAGCCAGGACGGAGAAAAAGAAACUUCAGGAAGAGUUUACCAAAAGUCAGACAGAGCUCUGCAAACUCAGGGAGAGACUGGCUGAACUCGAGGCAGAGCUUCGGUCUACCAAACAGGAAUUGAGUAAGAUGAAGGCAGAGAGAGAAAGAUCCAGGACGGAGAUGAAAGACCUUCAGCAGCAGCUCUCUGAGAUGCACGAUGAGCUGGACCAAGCCAAGAAGGCAGAGGUGAUAAACACAGAGAAAGAAAUCCUUCUGAAGGAUAUGGCGCAGCUGAGUUUGGACUUUCAGGAGAUGCUUCAGAUGAAGGAGGAGCAGGAGGAGGUGCUGCACCGCCGGGAGAGGGAGCUCAGCGCCCUGAAGGGGGCGCUCAAAGAGGAGGUGGAGACGCACGACAAUUACACGGCCGCUCUGAAGGAGGAAUAUGAACAGGAGCUUGAGAAGCUGCUCAGGGAUUUAGAGCUGGCUAAAGAGAGCAAUACUCUGCUGUGUCAAGAGAAGGUGGAGGCAGAGGGGGUGAAAGGUGUAGCUAAGGUGCAGCUGAAGGAUCUGAGCCAGGAGAGAGAUCAGCUGAGAGGAAAGGUGCAGGAGCUCAACAAGAAAGUGGAUCAGCUGAACCAGGCAAUCCAGGAGGCUAAAACCACAGAGAGACUGCUGGAGCAGAGAGCGAAGCAGCUGGAGAGGGAAAAGCAGCAGGUUGAGGAAAUGCUAAAGGAUGUGAGGAGGAAUGAGGAGGAGAUGUGUCAGUCUAACCAACUGCUGCUCACUCGGUUGGAGGACGUGCAGAGUAAGUUGACCAAACUCAACCAUGAGCACAGGGACUUGAAGGAGAAGCUGAAGGAGGAGAGGAAACAAAGAGAGGAGCUGUGGAAGGCAAAAACUGAACUGGAAGACGAGAGGAGGCUGCAGGACCGGGCUGUUGAGCAACUGCAGAGGAAGAUGAACAGCAUCAUGGAGGAGUGCGAGGCGUCUACAGACGUACUUCAGAGCCAGGUCGACGAGGCCAGAGAAAAGAGUCAGAGGGAGUUGGCUGAGCUGCGUCGACAGCUGCAGGAAAAGGGAGCAGAGCUGGAGAAAUCCCGACAGGCAGCCAAAAGACUGCAGGAAGAGCUCCUUCCUCUGGAGGGGGAUCUGCAGCGGUGUCGCAGGGAGCAGCAGGAGGCCCAGCUGAGGGGCCAGCAGCUGGAGCAGAGGGUGGAGGAGCUGGAGGAAAGGAACGCAGCCACGGUGGAGGAGAGAGAGCGGCAGGUCAAACUCAUGGAGGGACGUAUCAGUCACCUAGAAGAAGAUCUUCACGAUGAGCGCAGCAGUGCUGACCGCCUGAUGGAACGACUAGACAAAACCAAAGAGCAGAUGGAUCAGAUUAGGAACGAGCUGAUGCAGGAGAGAGCAGUCAGACAAGACCUGGAGUGUGACAAGACGAGCCUGGAGAGACAGAACAAGGACCUGAAGAGCAGAGUGACUCACCUGGAGGGAUCACAGAGGACCAACCAGGACUCACUGCUCUCCAAACUUAACAGCCGCAUCCAGGAACUGGAGGAGAGGUUACAGGGAGAAGAACGGGACAACAACAGCCUGCAACAAGCAAACCGCAAGCUGGAGCGCAAAGUCAAGGAGAUGAAGAUGCAGGCGGAUGAGGAGCACAUCAGCCUGCAGAACGAGAGAGACCAGCUGACUCAGAGGCUGAAGACGGCAAAGAGGCAGAUGGAUGAGGCGGAGGAGGAGAUCGAGCGUCUGGAACACACUAAAAAGAGGCUGCAGAGGGAACUGGAUGAGCAGAUCGAGGCCAACGAGCAGCUUCACGGCCAACUGAGCACACUGCGGAAUGAGAUGAGGCGUAAGAAGAAAUCACCUCCUCUCAUCAAGGUUGUGGAGGAUGAUGUGAACGACGUGGACGACUUUGGCUCCGACUGACUGACUGAGGAAUCAUUGAUUUAUUAAUUUUGCAUAUUAACAACUCAGGUGUGAUUUUAUAACGUUUCCAGUUGUGAGCAGCGUGGCACCUUGCCAAGGCUGACCUCUAGUGGCAAUAUGUGUAACUACAAUAUAAGACAAACUGAUGUUUUACAAUAUGACAAACUCUGACUUAUUAAUUCAAAAUUUUUUUGUUGUCUAAGUUAUUCCAUUGCUGUGUGAGCUAAUAUGGUGCAAACUGCAAAUCUUAAACUGAUGAAUAAAUGUAUUAAAUUUAUACACCUCUGAAAUAAAUCCAGCUCUAUGAUGUUUCUGUAAA
Molecule: messenger RNA, 3635 nt
Organism: Seriola aureovittata
Lineage: Eukaryota; Metazoa; Chordata; Actinopteri; Carangiformes; Carangidae
Product: cingulin-like protein 1
Exons: 19
Coding region: 134-3316 (1060 amino acids)
Cellular component (GO): myosin complex
Source: RefSeq, a predicted model, not a curated record